Molecule: messenger RNA, 2250 nt
Organism: Caenorhabditis bovis
Lineage: Eukaryota; Metazoa; Nematoda; Chromadorea; Rhabditida; Rhabditidae
Source: the annotation of a GenBank genome assembly
AUGUCGCGGAUCGAUCUUGGAUAUUAUGCCGGUGGCUCGAGUCGUCAACACAUUCGAAUUAUGAUCUCGUUGAUCAUUCUAAUCGCCCAACUCGACCCGUCAAUCGCAGAAGUCUUGAGGAGAUCAUUGGUAGAGAGCCCAUACGGAAUGAAACCACCGGAAUACAUGUUCACACCGAUUCCCGAAUCGCAACCGGACGUCGUCGUCGAGACACGAAGGCCAAUUGUAUGCAACAAUCAGACGGAAUUCGAGUGCAUCUGCGUGCGGCCAUUCAUCUCGACACAUCCAAGCUCGACCAACAACCAUUCAAUUAUGUCGUCGAAGCCCGAUUGCAGUGUGUUCAUAAAGACCGAUGAAUUACCCGUGGUCGAUAUGCGAAUGCGACAUGUCAAUACGGAAGCAAUCAUACAUAGCGGUAUUAGUUAUGAGGAAUAUUUCAAAAAACGAAUUGCGAGCAUUGUUUCACAUUAUUGUCAGCAUAAUACGAACGAAUGUCCCGGCACUACUUUGCGAACGAGCCAAGUGAGUCAGGAGUAUGACAAUGACGAGAUCGACAAAUCAGUGUUAUACGCAGAACGCGACGAGAGUGAACCGCUCUUGAACAAGGAAAACGUUGUAAUUCUACGAAUGGAGCAACUUCGCGGAAAUGUGACGAGAAUUUUAUUCGUUGUCACGAAAAAUGAUCGAGUUGGCGGAAUUGUCAGCGAGAAUCUGAUAAUUGACCCGAUUAAGGUCAAGUAUAUUCUGGCAAGCCAGGUUGGUCCACUUUCACGGGUCUUGGGUGGAAUUCGAAUUGAUAGCGUUCGAGCGGCGAAACUUAAAAGGAACGAGAAUCUCGGAUCAUUAGCUUGGACUACUCCCGAGCAGCGAGCCGACAAUUUGAAGAGCAAUUCGAAGCUCAUCAAGGGACUUCUUGUUGUCUGCGCGUUCUUCCUCACAACCUACUGCAUCGCAUUCGCUCAAUGCAUUCGCUAUUUCUACCGUAAACGACAAGCCGAGCGACUCGCCAAAAUUUCCGAGAAUGGUCUCGCCGCGACAGCGGAACGAAAAAACUAUGGAACUUGUGAGAAUCAGCGGAAACCAUCGAGAAACGGACACGUCAAAACUGAAGAGCGUGUCCCUUUGACAUAUGAACAGAUUGAUGAGAACGCGAACGAUGAACCUCAGCCAUUGACAGAACGUCAAAUGCGGAAUUGGUUCGCGUGUGAUGCCUCACAACUUCCAAGGGAGCCAACAAUCGAUGAUUCACUGAUGACCUACGAAGUACCACAUGGUCCGGUAUCCUCACCAAAACCAACAGAAGACCUCAAAACUAAAGAGGAAUCACCGAUUCUAACGAAACGAGAAGCCCCGAAAGUUGUGGAGAAACAUUCGCCGGAAACUGCCUUCCCGCCUUCAGACGAAUUCACCAACUACGUUGAGGACCAAUAUCAUAAAAGCAGGACCUCAUCCCAAGGAUCGAACGAAUAUAAACCGAAAUCACCGGUCGAAGAUCCAUGGGAUGAACUACCGAAAAAUGUUCCACCCGUAGUUCUUCUUCAAUCCGAAACUCCAGACAUCCCAGUCUAUCCCACAACUAUCGAUGAAGGAGAAGAUUUUGUGGGUAAAUUGGGUGGUCCGAGUACGCCAUUAAUACGACCUCGAUCUCGACGAGGAAGCCGGAUAGACGAAGAGGAAGGAACACUCGAUAUACCCGAAUUGAAGCCAUUAUCAAGCGACGAUCCAUUAAAGGAUCCAAUGGAUGUUCCAGUUCCUCCGGAGCAAAUCAAAACAGAAAUUGAGGAAUCUGAUAGAUGGUCCAGCAGCGAAGACGGCGAAGUCGAUGUUUAUUACAAAAUGAGCGACGACGAAGACGUGACACAGGAAGAAAUCGAGUUCAAGAAAGCUCUCGCGAAGGUGUCCCUGGAAAAGCAAGAAAAACCAAAGAAACAAGAAACACCGCCAUCUUCGCCGAUUCGCACAAAUAAUAACAUCGAAACUGAUUCGGAAGACGAAGACGAGGAUGUAGUGAUGAAGGAGAAAGAGGAUGAGGCGUUUGUGUAUGAGAGGCUACGAGAAGAGCUGUCACCACAACCGCCGAUUGUCGUCGAUCUUGACACCACGGAUCUCGACUUGAAUCCAAUCAAGGCAAUGCCUCCACCACCACCAGGAAUGUUUCCUGAAUCGCCGCCGGAAAGCGGAAGCGACAAUUUUAACGGCAAAAAAAGCACCGAGUACAAUUCUUCGGAUGACGAAGACUCGCUUAGAUAG